CACUAACGCUGCCUGCUUUUGUUGCAACACUUUGGAUCUCAUCAUUCGAGCAGGAGCUCCUGACUACCUUGCUGCCUGCCACUCUGAAGUUACAACCGGUGAGAAUUCACGAUGACGACAAAAAUAGCAGUUAAGGACGCGGCUAAGCGACUGGGGAGAGUUUUGCUGAAGAACGAACCAAACUGGAUUACUGGAGAUUUAGGGAACUACGUGGACGAUACACUCAAAAGCCAAUUCCCUGCAGUGGCUUCGUGUGCAGCCCGCACGUGCGAUGAGGUCAAAACUUUUAAGACUAAAGAAGAGCAAGGACCUGUUCAACAAAGCGACCUUUUAAAACCACUGUUGAUGGAUAUCGCUCAAGAGGGCCUAAAUUACGCUUUCCAAAAAUGGAUCCAGAAAAAGGAGAACCCUGAGAGGCAUUCAAAGACGAAAAAUCCGAAGAAAGUGAUUGUGGUUGGAACCGGAAUGGCUGGGCUAGUGGCUGCAUUUGAGCUGGCGCAAGUUGGACACGACGCGAUAGUAUUAGAAAGCCAGACGCGAGUAGGAGGCAGAGUUCACACCCUUGGGGAAAAGGAUGGUUUUGCAAAGGGACUCCACGGUGAGGCUGGUGCCAUGAGGUUACCAUGUCUCCCUGACGCGAAGACCAAGACCCAUUUCCUGACAGAUUUUUAUGCUUCUCAGAAGCGGUUCAAUCUACCCUUGGCAGAUUUUACCAACUAUAGUGAAAAAGCUUUUCUCAAGUUUUAUAACGAAGACGCUGUUCGUAUAGAAGAAUGGAAUAAAGAUCCGUUGACCUGGACGAACAAACUUUGGCUUGGAUGGGAUGCUACCCUGAAAAAAACCGGAGUGAAGGACAUCAUGAGUAUAGAUGAAUAUUAUAAUCGCACCACUCGGGUGGUAACAAAUCAGCUGCUUUAUUUGCUUAACGAUCCCAGCGUUAAACCAAGUGAUGCCUGGAAUCAGUGGAUUGAUGUGUGGAGUCAGUUUCCACUCGAUGGGUUCCUACAAAGUACUUACGAAGCAGUCAAGACAAAUGUUGAGAAAAAAGUCCCCAGGGAAAAACACAGCAUCUUUGUGACAAGCCUCAAAGAACUCAAGAAGUACCUUCCUUGGCCUGAAGCCGCCCUCACUGCCUACUCUGUCUUCAAUUAUACACAGCAACUUGAUCAAAGCCUGGUGCGAUACCUCCGAGAACAACUGGGACAGUGGUGGUCACCAGACAUGCACUGCAUCAAAGGCGGGAUGUCUUUGUUGCCAGAAGCCUUCACCCAAAAAGACAAUGGAGGCUGGAAUCCCGACGUUUCCCUUCACGAUAAAAUUCACUUUAACCGUACAGCCAAUGAGAUCAUCUACAAAUUUUAUGAAGGUGAUACUGAAAAUAAUCAUGUGGUGGUAAAAGGCUACUUCAGCAACAGCAGACAGCCUUUUGAGAUCGAAGGAGAUGCUGUUAUAGUGGCAACUCCAAUCAACAUUCUUAGACAGAUCAAGUAUACGCCCUCAGAACACACCGAGCGUCCCCCACAGGAUUUCUACAAGGCCAUAGAAGACAUCUAUAGCGGUCCAGCAACCAAACUAUUCAUACAGACUAAGACCAGAUUCUGGGAGAAAGACGGCAUUAAAGGAGGCUUCUCAAAAACAGAUCUUCCAAUCGGGCAGCUCCAUUAUUCAAGCAACGUCACUGGAGAGCAUCCUGGAGAAAAAGGCAUUCUGUUGGUUUAUACGUGGAAGACAGAAGCCUUACUAUUUGGCUCCCUGGAUCCUACUACUGCUCUUCACGAGGCAGUAAAGCAAAUAGCCACAAUCCACCCAGAGAUCAAGGACCAGGUUGAAACGGGAGCCGUCUGUGCAUGGUACAACCAACCAACAGCUCAGGGAGCCUAUGCCCUGCUCAAACCCACCCAAUACCAAAACGUCCGGUACCUCAUGAAAUACCCCAUGGCUAACAUCUUCUUUGCUGGUGAGGGUCUCUCGUUUGCUUCGGGAUGGAUUCAGGGGGCCUUGGAGUCUGGUCUACGAGCAGCUUAUCAGUUUUACAUUCGCAACGAGGGCGGAUGGUGCCCCAAAUUGAAAUGAAUUUGCAGAACACUCCUAAUUGAUAAUAGACUUGAUAAUGAACAAUCCGUUUAAGCUAAAUGAGCAAUAGAGCAUUUUCCUAUUUAGUAAAUAAGUUUUUGCCGAGCUCGACACAAUGUUAGGGUACGGGCUUCCUCUAGUCUAGAAAAAUUGGUAGUCGAGAAAAUUAGGUAAUUUUUUUUAAGCUUGUAAGUGAUAAAACAAAAUAGAUUAAACACUUUGCUACAGCGGUUAAACCAGAGUGGUGUUUUUUCGUUGUUUUAAUAAUCGUUUUUUUUUAACUUAUUCAUUAAAUUUUGACAGUUUACUCGCUUCGCGUUUCCACGACUAAAAUACCCUCUUCUUCAGAGGCACUAUGAUACUAGCAGUUUCGGAUCACUGAUCCUGAUCCGGAUAAUCCUAAAGAAACCCAACUUUAGAAAAUCUUAACAUUUUCUGAUGUUUCACUGCCUCACAAUACCUGGAGACAUUUUGCGCCGAUAAGGUCGAUAACUCCAAUCAAAUUGAUAAUAAUACUUUACGAAUGAAUACUCACAUAGUAACCCGAUACAAUUUAUUACUUUCAAUUUCAAGUUUAUUUUUAUCGAUUAUCAAUUUUAUCGUCUUAACACGCUAGCACGUAUGACAUGAGGUAUCCCAGAGAGCCUUUGAUCUUUUAAUCUUGUUCUCACAUUACAUUUCUUCAGUAUUGUAUGCAGUUCGAUAAGAGCAAAUAUUUCUUCACGGAUAGUAUACAAAUCCGCAUCCACUAUCGAGUGAAUAUACUCUAAGCUCUGAAUGAUUAGUAUACAACUUAUUAUUAAA
Molecule: messenger RNA, 2877 nt
Organism: Stylophora pistillata
Lineage: Eukaryota; Metazoa; Cnidaria; Anthozoa; Scleractinia; Pocilloporidae
Biological process (GO): amino acid catabolic process
Molecular function (GO): L-amino-acid oxidase activity
Source: RefSeq, a predicted model, not a curated record